Messenger RNA from Ostrea edulis (European flat oyster), 3696 nucleotides. RefSeq names its product solute carrier family 35 member E2A-like. Gene Ontology annotation, cellular component: Golgi apparatus. The transcript is spliced from 8 exons. Gene Ontology annotation, molecular function: antiporter activity. The record is from RefSeq and is a predicted model, not a curated record. Lineage: Eukaryota; Metazoa; Mollusca; Bivalvia; Ostreida; Ostreidae. The coding region runs from base 237 to 1322 and encodes 361 amino acids.
GAAGUUUCUCUCGGCAAGGAUGCAGUGUUGGCAGUUGUAACGUGCAUUGCAAGCACAUGCUUUCUCUCAAUUAAAAAAGAAGAGAACUUCAAGGAUAUGUAGGGAGAGGAUGUCAGAAUUUUAAAAAAAUUGGAUAGGGCUACAUUAUUGCAGCUAACCUACUGCCUAGUAAGCUUGCGAUUGGAUACCUUUAGUUUAAACAAUGGAAAAAACAGAGUUAACUUAGAUGUUCUAAAAUGAGUGGGGAACCAAGAUCACCCGUGGAGAGAGAUCUUAUAGAAAUGUCGCUAGAAAGUGUGAAAAAGGGAGGAAACCAGCACAUUGUCAGAAAGGACGAGGAGGACGAGAAGCUGGGUCUGCUCAAUAUCCGAGCUUUCUUUUUCCUAAUCCUGUGGUACAUCUUCAGUGCUUUCACCCUCUUCUUGAACAAGUACAUCUUAGCCACACUCAAGGGUGAUCCAGCUGUUUUAGGAGCAAUGCAAAUGGUGAUGACCACAACAUGUGGUUUUAUCCAGUUGUACAUACCAAUGGGGUUCUAUAAGCCAGUUAAACGGGACGGGAAGCCUCCAAAUUUCUGGAGAAAUAUGGUUUUAGUCGGCUCCAUGAGAUUUUCCACUGUUGUCCUUGGUUUGGUGGCUCUAAAGUACGUGGCAGUAUCCUUCACCGAGACAGUCAAGAGUUCUGCCCCUUUGUUUACUGUGUUCAUCUCACAGGUUCUGAUUGGGGAGUACACUGGUUUCUAUACAUUCCUGUCUCUCAUUCCCAUCAUGGGAGGACUAGCACUGUGCUCAGCUUAUGAACUUAGUUUUAAUGUGCAAGGAUUCGUUGCAGCACUAGCUACAAAUCUAACAGAAUGUAUGCAGAAUGUAUAUUCAAAAAUAUUGAUAAGUGGAGAGAAAUUUAAAUAUACCCCGGCAGAGCUCCAGUUCUACACCAGCAUAUCUUCCGUGAUAGUACAAGUUCCUGCCUGUUUCUUUUUGAUAGACUUUGAUAAGGCUGAGGCCUCCAUGAGUAAAAUAAUGGUUAUAGCUCUGAUAGCUAAUGGAGUUUUCUUUCAUUUCCAAAGUAUAUCUGCAUACGUGUUAAUGGGCUAUAUAUCACCUGUCACGCACAGUGUGGCUAACACAGUAAAGCGGGCAUUCCUGAUCUGGAUUUCUGUGAUAUUAUUUGGUAACCCUGUGACAUUCCUUAGUGGACUAGGUACAAUUGUAGUGACCAUUGGUGUAUUGUUGUAUACCAAAGCUAAAGACUAUGACCACAAUCUACGAGAGCUUCGAGGGCACUACCCCAGAGACUCCCCUCCAUCACAUAAAGAAGUCUAACACACAGAGACUCCCCUCCAUCACAUAAAGAAGUCUAACACACAGAGUUUCCCCUCCAUCACAUAAAGAAGUCUAACACUCGGAGAGAAACUGGACUCGGAUCUGCUUUGUUGUUAAUGUUGUAUACAUUCAUGUUCAGUAACUUUAUGUAAAGAGCAGUCAUUUUGUCAUCCAUUUGUCUUUUUGUUGUUAAACAACAUUUCAUACAAAGAGGAAAAUUCACAACAGUGUAGGGGUGGAUUUUGUGUGACAUCAUUUGAUACUUCAGAAUAUUUACUUGUAAUAUACAAUAAUUUUUUUAAAAAGAAAUUUGGGGAUUUUUAGAUGAUAUGUAUCCAUGAAAUAUGUAGAAAAUGUAUAUACACUUAUAUUGUUUUAGGAUAAAUGAGCCUAAACGCUGAUUGGAGAUGAUAUAACUUGCCCCAAUAUUUGUACAUCCUCAUUCACCAAAUACAGUUGAGCAUUGGUAUCUCGAAUACCAUGGUAAUGUCGAAAGGAGUUUAAAAGUCCCAACUACAUUUUAUUUAUUUAUUUUAACCUCAAAAUCUCUAAUCCAGGUAUAUCUUGAAGUUUUUUCCUGACCCCAUCGAGCUCAAGAUAGCGAGGUUUGUAUAUGAGAGGACAGUAAGGAAGUUCUUAACACCAUAUAAAAUCUAUAAAUUCAUGAGAGACAAUUUUCAAGGACUACCUGAAAUAAUCGGGUAUAUGACAUGGUUCAACAGUCAAAUGAAUUAGGAUGCCGGUUUGUUACUUAAAGAUUUUAUGUGUUCUACUUGGCAGUAGAUGCGUUGUAGCAUCAGGGGUUUUUUUUGAGGGGGGGAGGGGGGGGGGUAAACCUAUCACUGAUUUCUGUUUAGCAGGAAUCCUAAAGAAAGAAGGACUCUACAUACUGUUGUUCUGGUUGACAAUCCUUAAACACUGUCCACUGUCAUGAUUACUUCACUGAUGUAACCUCUUAAAAUGGAGCUACCAAGAAUUAUAUUGCGCAGGAGUCACAGUAUUAAAAAAAAGAAUAAGUUUUAAGAGCGUAUGUUAUGGAUUGGAGUGCAGUAUUAGUACCAGUACUUAAUGUAUGCAUCUGGUAUCUGUGGUUAUUAUGUGUAGAGAAAACUAGUCACACCAAAUGUAUGUAGCGAUAAACACACUCUUUAAAUUGUUCUCAUUUUAGCCAUGACGUUUAUUUUAUAAUUAAAUAUGGUGUUACUUGGUAAAAUAAAAAAAUGUUCUGUGAUUCAGUAAAAUAAAUCUCCAAAACUUAUUCAAAUUUUUCGCACGUGUAAUUUUUUAAAAACAAUUCCUUUAUUCAUGUGGACAAUUUAGCAUUGGCUUAUUUUUAUUCUUAAAGAAAAAUACUGUUAUUGCUUCUAUGUGCAUGGUAUAUUUAUGAUUUAGUUCAACAUUAGGUUAGAUUGUAGGGUACAAUGUCUAACUUGGACUUGCCAUUAAAUAUUAUUUAUCAACUGAUAUUUUAAAUGUCCCAAUUGAUUUUGCAUUGUAUGAAAUUGUUGAAUGUACAAUUUAUUCUUUAUACAAAUGGAAAAUGAAGUACUGAAAUAGAAUCCAAAAGCAUGAUGUUGUAAGUCAAUCUUCACGUUGACUGUUGACUAAAGCCUCCAUGUUGACCCAUAAUGUGAUCAAUAACUGUUUAAUUUUGACUGAUUACUGUUCAUGUAUUGCUACAAAAGACAUUAUUUAUUAUAUUUAUUUUGUGUACUUGUGCUUUCUACAGCUCCUUUUUACCUAGUGUUUUUAUUGAAUACAUGUACAUGUAUUUAAAUUCAAACAAUGCUCCUUCUGUAAAUUCAACUUGAUGUUAAAUCAGGAAAUAUAAGCGAUAUUCUUAACUUGUAUAAGUGAGUACUUUUAUUAGGUCAAGGUCACCAAAACUCAAAGUAAUGUUUUAUGGCUCCAAAGUCAUUAACCCUGGUAGCAAGUGAAAAAUGUCCUGCGAUACAAAAAGGGCUGUGUCAUUGAUGUUUGUGUUAAACUUUUUGUGUCUUUCAUUAAAAGAACAUAGAAUUACAGAGGCACACGUAGAUAUAGUGGAAUUAUUUGUAUGCUCAGGGUUUCUGUAACUGUGUGGCUCCAUAACUUAAUAAGUAAGAGUGUCAUGUACAAUAUGUUGAGGGACACACUGUAUCACGUGCCUUUACCACAUCUUAUUAAAAACUAUAUAUUGUAUUUCUGUUCUAUGUAUAAUUCCUAAUUUUGUAUUCGUGAAUUGAAUUAAAGAUUCUUCUUAUGAAGUAGAAGUGAUAAAUAAUGUGUUUUAGGAUUGCGGUCGAGGAUUGAUGUGCAUUGUUUGGUGAUUUAGAAAUGGGUCCAAUAUGUAUAUUUAACUGAAGAUGAUAAGGUAAUAAACUGUGGAAAACCC